AUGGGUGUCGGCCCCAUUCGAAUGGACCCCCUACCUAGGGAGAAACCCCUAGACGUCAAGUCGCCCGCGUCCGAACCGCUCUCUGAAGCCUCGACCAUGGCUGGCCAUGGCGGUACCAUAUUUUCGGAUGGGAAACCAUCCUUCACGAGUACGCAGGAUGAGAAGCCGGCGGUGGAAGCCACCCAAUUCUCCUUUUUCACAACUCGUUUGGACUCUGUGAUCCACGCUUCGAGCCUGUCGUCGUUGAGGUCGUUCUAUAAUCCCUUCGACACGCUCCUAGAGACCGGAUCUCACUCGGGACUGUGGUGGUUGGACGUCACCGCGCCAUCCGAUGAGGACAUCGAGACGCUCUCGCGCUUCUUCGAUAUCCAUCCACUGACCACGGAGGAUAUCAAGAUGCGCGAGUCCCGCGAGAAAAUCGAACUGUUCGGCCCAUACUACUUCUUGUCGUUGCGGCCGCCCCAGCAGAUCCAAAUGCAGGAUGGUGUCGGGACUUCGUCCCUCAAUUUCUAUGCCAUUGUCUUUCGCGAGGGCGUGCUCAGCUUCAACUUGGGGAACUGUCCCCAUCCGGGCAAUGUUCGUAACCGGAUCAAAGAACACCGGAGUCAUCUGGCAUUGACGAGCGACUGGAUCUGCUACGCUCUGAUUGACGACAUUGUCGACGGCUUCGCUCCCUACAUCAGCCGUGUCGAGACAGGCGUUGAGAUGAUGGAGGAGGGUGUCUCGAUCACUCGGCCCGAUGACAUCGGACUGGCGUUGCAGCGUAUCUACCAUUGCCGAAAGGAAGUCAUGCACAUCCGCCAGCUAUUGAACGACAAAACGGAUGUGGUCCGCUGCUUCGCACGCCACUGCGAUGCGUUUGGUUCGUCCACAGCCGAGGUAGCCCUUUAUCUCAGCGACAUCCAAGAUCACGUCCUUACCAUGAUGGGUAAUCUAUCCCACUCCGAGCAGAUGCUGUCCCGGUCGCAGUCCAAAUAUCUGGGGCGGUUGUCCUUCGACUCUACCCGUAUGCGGAACCAGAUGACUGCGACCUUGAGUCGUCUGGCGGUUAUCGGAGGGAUCUUUGUACCGAUGCAGUACACCACAAAUCUUUUUGCUAUGAACGUCCAGGUUCCUGGUGAGGACACCAACCUUGGCUGGUGGUUCGGUAUACUAGGCGUUAUUUUGGGUCUGAUUUGCUCCGCUUUGGUCAUUCUUAAACGGUUUCGGAUUAUAUAG
Molecule: messenger RNA, 1218 nt
Organism: Aspergillus terreus NIH2624
Lineage: Eukaryota; Fungi; Ascomycota; Eurotiomycetes; Eurotiales; Aspergillaceae
Product: magnesium transporter CorA family protein
Exons: 2
Coding region: 1-1218 (405 amino acids)
Biological process (GO): intracellular magnesium ion homeostasis; magnesium ion transmembrane transport
Cellular component (GO): plasma membrane
Molecular function (GO): magnesium ion transmembrane transporter activity
Source: RefSeq, a predicted model, not a curated record